This is a messenger RNA of Dracunculus medinensis (Guinea worm), 273 nucleotides long. The record is from the annotation of a GenBank genome assembly. Lineage: Eukaryota; Metazoa; Nematoda; Chromadorea; Rhabditida; Dracunculidae.
AUGUGUGUUGCUACUGGUGAUGCCCGGUUGCCACCAAGGACUCAUUACGUAUUUGGAAAAACCAAAAUAUACUUUCUGUGCAUUCAUCGACAUUUGAUUGCGCGAAAUCUUAAUGUUCGCAUGCAACAAUUUUUGCAAUAUUUAAUUUCAGCAGAAAAUAGAAGCAGUGAUCAUAAGGAUAAUUUGGACACCUUUGCAUGGAAUGCGUUGAGCACUAAAAUCGUUUACGAUUUUACACGGAAAUACGUUGGUUGUCAAAAGAUGUUUCUUUAA